This is a messenger RNA of Dromiciops gliroides (monito del monte), 2773 nucleotides long. RefSeq names its product zinc finger FYVE-type containing 19 (gene ZFYVE19). Gene Ontology annotation, biological process: mitotic cytokinesis checkpoint signaling; abscission. The record is from RefSeq and is a predicted model, not a curated record. The transcript has 10 exons. Gene Ontology annotation, molecular function: phosphatidylinositol-3-phosphate binding; metal ion binding. NCBI's taxonomy places the organism in Eukaryota, Metazoa, Chordata, Mammalia, Microbiotheria, Microbiotheriidae. Bases 724 to 2298 code for a protein of 524 amino acids. Gene Ontology annotation, cellular component: midbody; centrosome; cleavage furrow.
GGGAGAAGUUCCCAUAGACGGCGGCCCGCCGAAGUACAAGAGGCUCCCCGACCAAAGAGGAGGAGUACUGGGGUACUAGCCCAGGAGGCGCCCAGACCGUUGGCCCAGGCGUGGGGACUGUAGGCUGGCAAAUGCUCGCAGGCCUCCGUCCCGACAGCCGCCACGGCACUGCUCUUCCACCCCGGGCAGCUCCAGUUUCUGCUGCUGCUGCCGCCGCCGCUACCACAGCCCGCAGACUCUCACCUCCUUGUCGGCCGCAUUCUCCCCGAUUCCCAGGAGCGCGUACAGAUCCAUUUGCAACAACUCCUUGGUCACCGCCAUGGUCCCGACCCCCGAAACCGGCGUCUUUCUCGAUGAACUACAAAUCCCAGGAGCCUAAGCGCGGACCCGCGCUGGGGAGUUUCCACGUCCAGCUGACACAGCGUUUGGCUGUUCGUGCUGGAGGCGCUUUGCCCCCUGGGAAUUGAAGUUUUCUUGGAGCUCUCCGAAGGCCUCCCGCUCGAGGAAAAGAACUACUUUUCCCAGCAGGCAUCGUAGAGACCCCUCUGGACUGAGCCGGGUCUGUGCAAAGGCCUCUUGGGCUCUUAAGGGGUGGGGGCAUCCGGAGCCGGUGGUUGUAAGGACUAGGUUGCGGUUCGGAACUGUGUUGUGGGCCUAGGAAAGUCUGCCAGCGGAGGGGUAGUGUCCUGGCGGGCAGAGGAAGCUAUCUGUCGUGCCCUGGAGAUGGAGGGCAGGUGCUAUGGUUGCGCGGUCAAAUUCACUCUGUUCCGAAAGGAGUGUGGUUGUAAGAACUGUGGUCGAGCCUUCUGUUCCAACUGCCUGCCCUUCAGUGCAGCUGUACCCCGCUUUGGGAAUGCCCAGCAGAAGAUCUGCAAGUCGUGCCAUGAGGCACUGACCAGAGGGCCUUCGGAGGCUGGCGUCUCCAAGUGGUCACCGCCUGAGAAUUACAAGAAGCGAGUUGCUGCAUUGGAAGCUAGACAGAAGCUCGUUGCUCCCCAGAGUAUGGUUCGACCACAGGGACUGUCUCAAGAAGACCAGGUCAUUGCCAAGCGACUUGAAAAACUCCGCCAAGAGACCAAGCCUAAGGUGGUGCCCUCCCAGGCAGAGAUCGAGGCCAGGCUGGCUGCGCUUCGGGAUGAGCCUCGACACCCCAUCCUUUCCGCUGAGGAGAUGGAGGAUCGACUAGCUGUGCUGCAGGGCAGGGCCCCCCCAUCCCAGGCUCCCCGGCCGGUUCACCAACCUCCUGACACCAGAACACAGGUCCAACAGGCAGAGGAUCUUUUGACGCAGCUGGCAGCCGAGGUGGCCAUCGAUGAAAGCUGUGAUCAAGAAACCCCAGCCCCAGGUGUCUCUCUGCAAAAUGACCUUAACCGGGACAGCCCAAGGGGCUGGAACAUUGGCCCUGCCGAAGUGGCCCGGCAGCAGCUGGAAGGAGAGAAGGGCAGGCUCCUGGCAGAGGCAGCAGCUGAGCUGAGGGAGGAGAACACCAGGCAGGACAGGAUCCUGGCUGUUGCCAAGCGGCUAGCUGUACUUCGGGGCCUGGACCCAGAAGGAGUGACCUUGCAGAAUUAUCACUUCCCUGACAGUGAUGAGGAUGAAGAGGAAGCCAUCCAGAGGGUCCUUCAGCAGGUACGGCCUCCCUGGCCCACGACUCCAGUUCCCUGCCUUGGCUCUGUCUCCUGUUUCUCCCUCGCUGGGUUGUGCCCCACUGCCUGCCAAACCCUUCCCCCAGAAUGCCCUUGUGCACACUCCCCAGGGCUGGGCUGGGCUGGGGCUGCUGUCCAGGCCCUGCCCCCAGUUCGGCUUUGUGCACCCCAGGAUGAUAGGGAAGCAGCAGCCGGAGUGGGGAGGGGGGGAAGUGGGGACUGGGUGGCAAAGGUCACAAGGAGAUGUAGAGAAGAGGCUGUUCCUGGCACCCUCCCCUCUUCCUGUUUGCAGCUUACAGAGGAGGCUGCCAUAGAUGAGGCGAGUGGCUUCAAUAUCCCUGCAAAGCAGCCUCCCGCACCCCGAGCCCAGCCUACGUGUCCACAUCCCAAGAGCAACCUGCGGCGAGGACCCUCUGCCUCCCACCCUGCUGCUUCUCUCCAGGCCCCGGCUGUGGCCCCCCAGGUGGAAUCAGAGGAGGAGGUAGAGCUGCCCUGGUGCUGCAUCUGCAAUGAAGAUGCCACCGUGCGCUGCUAUGGCUGCGAUGGAGACCUCUACUGCCCACGCUGCUUCCGGGAGGGCCAUGAUGCCUUUGAACGGAAAGAGCACCGGACAUCUGUCUACUGCCCCCCCUGCACUGGCCGAGAGCACUAACCCUGGCUGAAGCUCCGGGGGUGGGGGUGUCCUUCUAGAAAGGCACAACCCUGUAAACAGUUCCUCGAGAUGUCAGGCAGGGGCCCAGGUGUUACGGUUCCUGGUUGUACUGCAUCUCAGAGGAUGCUCCCUGGGGGUGCUCCCCAGAGGGUGGACCUCAUGCAUGAGGAAGCCCUCCUCUGUAGGCUUCGGCUUACCAGGGAGGAGGCAGGAUCCUCUCUCCUAAGAUGACGGUGACUUGGCAGGGAGAAGGGACUGGGAGUCUGGGAAAAGACACACCCCAAGUCAGAGCCGCUGCUAGUGGGGAGGGGCUGUGUGGGGGGAGGAAAAUAGAGGUCAUCUGAGUGUUUUGAUUCUCACUGUACUAAUACUGUCAGUCUUAAAACCUGGCCCAAAGAGUUGUCCUCCCAGCUGGUCCACUGGAAAGCACACAGUACCUCAUUAGCUUCCAAUAAAAUGUAUUAACUCCCCAAAA